This is a messenger RNA of Leishmania braziliensis MHOM/BR/75/M2904, 1515 nucleotides long. RefSeq lists its product as hypothetical. Gene Ontology annotation, biological process: protein sumoylation; reciprocal meiotic recombination; homologous chromosome pairing at meiosis. The transcript has a single exon. Gene Ontology annotation, molecular function: SUMO transferase activity. Gene Ontology annotation, cellular component: synaptonemal complex. The record is from RefSeq and is a predicted model, not a curated record. Bases 1 to 1515 code for a protein of 504 amino acids. Lineage: Eukaryota; Euglenozoa; Kinetoplastea; Trypanosomatida; Trypanosomatidae.
AUGCGUGCCUGCGAAGCAGAGGUGAGCGCGACCGCAAAGCACCGUGUCUCCCCUAAUCACUGUAUCCGUGCGCGCCGGUAUCUCCGCGCGUGUUUUGCUCCCACUCAAACGCACAUCCACCUACCGACGGAGCACAGCCGAACGAGAGCGCGGCACGCAGGUGAAGAGAUUCAAACAGUGCGGGGGCACUCCGUGUGUGUGUGUGUGUGUGUUGUGGGGCGUAGGUUCGACGGUGAGCCAUGCGGCGCCACAGGCCGUCGGUGUGUGUGCCGCAUGUCCUUCCAGCCCAUCUGUGUUCUGUGCCUCAGUGACUGCGACAGGGGCGGCGGCGUCACAUCGUGCAACCACUAUUUCUGCUCGCGGUGCACCGCCCGCUUGCCAACCGCUGCCCCCUGCCCGCUGUGUCAGCGGCCGUACCAGCUGAUCAAGCUUGACCACCCCAACGUCCAGCAGCUGCUUCAAGACGGUGCAACAGCGCUCGAGAGGACGGAAAAGGUUAUCGGCUCUCAAAUGCGGCACUACCAACAAGUCAUUCGCCGCAUGCGCCAGGCUCUGGCAGCGCUGCACAGCCAAAAUCAGGAGAUGACACGGAGGCGUCAGCGGGAGCAGGCGGAGUGCGCUGCGGCAGUGUCGCGAGCGCAGGCGCUUCAGGCGGAGGUGUGCCGAUUACGCGAGGGGCUGACACGCGCCUCCUCGAAAAGGGCGGCGUCGCAGCAGCAGCCACCGCCCCUACCGCCAUCGCCGCCGCAACAGCGGGCGCACGUGAUGCCUGAUCCACGAGUUACCCAUGACAGCGACGGGCACCCACACAACGCACCGAAUACCCUCGGGGUUUGCCAUACUCCAUCGGCGCAGAUCAUCCCGCCUCCGUUGUCGGUGCGCCAUGCCCCCUUCGCACCUACCAGUGCGGUCGGUGCCAAAGCGCCAGACACUUUUUCCCGUGGCAGUUGGCAGCGCUCGUCUGGGGCAUCGUCACCUUCGCUGUCCUCCCAUCCGCAGUGGCAGCAUCGACGGCACCACUUACACGGAAAUGGUGGCGAGGCACGCGACGCUGCCGUUGAAUCGGCGCCCCCCCUGGGGUGGUCGGCGAGCUCCCUCAUCGCGAAACGCCACCGCGCUGACUCAGACCCAUCGCUGUCGCAGGGACGUGUGGGCGAUGUUUGCGUUUCGCUGGCUCAGCCGGGCUCCAGCUCAAACGCGGGCCGCAACGUCGCUCUCACACCCCGCACCCAUGCCCUGGCGUCUCUUCAACACCAACUUCCGCACCAGAGCUCCCGCGCCGCUGCGUGGGGGCCAGGGAACGGCGACGGCAGCGACUCCGCAGGGCCGAGAGUGGACUUCCGACUCACAACGCCUCUGGCUGCAGCGCUGCACCAACAGCCGCAGCCGCAGCCGCAACCAUCGCACCCCCUCAACUCUUUCAUGCAAGCCGGCACCUCCUACAUGCUCAGGCCUUCGUUGAAGCCGCACCAGAGGCUGUUCUCCUCACCACGCGACGGCCCCGUGUCCCUCUAG